UGAGAUGGACAAAAAAUGGCAUAUAAAAGGAAUCGCUGUCAUCCUCAAAAUCCAAUCCAAUCCAAUAUCAUCACUGCAAAGUAUUUUUCUUUUGUUGCACAGAUGGCAUUCACUCUUCGACUGUUGUUCCUCCUUUGUGGGAUCAGCGGACUGUUGACCGGAGCCUGGUCUUUCCAAAAUAUUCAGGCCAAAGACAAUAACUGUCCCAAAGGCUGGACCCGGUUGGACUGCUUCUGUUACAUCUUCCAACGUGAUCCGAGGAACUUUGCAGAUGCCGAGAGCGUCUGCAACAUUUUGGAAGGGAAUCUGGUCUCCAUUCACAGUUUCCUGGAAAAUGCCUUUGUUCGUGAACUGGCUGCAGCGGGUGGGAACGUUGACCAAAUCUGGAUUGGACUCACCGAUGCGCUGAUGCCUACAGACUACAUAUGGACCGAUGGCACAAUUAAUAAUUUUGAAAACUUCAUUGCACCUCCUCCUGACAAUGAUAAUGAUUGCGUGGAGCUUCGUCAGAGUGAUGGACAAUGGCGAACCGAUGAAUGCACAGAGGAAGAACAAUAUGUCUGCAUCAGAGAUGUGAUGUACUAAUCGCUCCUUGACACCUUGUUGUUGCAACGGGGUUUGCUUGUCAUAAUGACUCAGUAAAAUAAAAAUGUCUUUGUGUCUCUGAGUUUGCAAUCAA
Hippocampus comes (tiger tail seahorse) is the source of this 679-nucleotide messenger RNA. Its product is annotated as snaclec echicetin subunit beta. The record is from RefSeq and is a predicted model, not a curated record. The transcript has 8 exons. The coding region runs from base 16 to 585 and encodes 189 amino acids. Lineage: Eukaryota; Metazoa; Chordata; Actinopteri; Syngnathiformes; Syngnathidae.